GCCGGUGGUUUCUACUGUGACAAUUGAACAAUCCUCUACCGUUACAAUUUCUGUCCGUCCAGUGAUGGCUUCAACCACAUUGCCUUCAUCUAUUCCCAACAGUGGCAGCAGCAGCCACGAGCAAGGAUACGCGACCGGAAAAAAGACAUCUGCGUCCACUCUAAUUCCCUCUGCGAGCAGCCAUUCCUACAAGAGCGCAUCGCCGUUGGAGCCUUCCAGUGGAAUUGCCAGUGCGACACAAAUGGCCGCGACGCCACUUUUUACCGGUGCUGCAUCGAGAGCAUCCAAGGGAAUAACCGAACUGUUGGUUGUUCUGGGGGGUGCUUGGAUGCUGCUGUGAGCUCCUGAUAAUGUGUAUUAAUUAAUCGCUCUCUUUUUUCCCUUUUACUUCUGGGGUAUGUUUCACGAUAAUGAUGAGGCAACACAGGGGACCCCUAUAUAUAUUUGUAUGUCAUAAUUUCAGGAACAUUCCCGACACCGAACUAUCGGACUUACUGGCAGAAACGGACAUUUGGACGAAGCCAGCAAGUCGGACCGGAGUAUAAUAC
This is a messenger RNA of Aspergillus sclerotioniger CBS 115572, 548 nucleotides long. RefSeq lists its product as uncharacterized. The transcript has a single exon. The record is from RefSeq and is a predicted model, not a curated record. Bases 65 to 340 code for a protein of 91 amino acids. Lineage: Eukaryota; Fungi; Ascomycota; Eurotiomycetes; Eurotiales; Aspergillaceae.